Lachnellula hyalina is the source of this 1077-nucleotide messenger RNA. It is a transcript of the gene dhd1, whose product is annotated as putative D-xylose 1-dehydrogenase (NADP(+)). The record is from RefSeq and is a predicted model, not a curated record. Bases 1 to 1077 code for a protein of 358 amino acids. Lineage: Eukaryota; Fungi; Ascomycota; Leotiomycetes; Helotiales; Lachnaceae. The transcript has 3 exons. Gene Ontology annotation, molecular function: nucleotide binding.
AUGGGGUCAAUUGAGGUUCCAACCCUGAGAUGGGGUAUCGUUGGAUGCGGACUCAUCUCGUCCUGGUUUGUGCAAGAUCUCAUGGUCCCGCGGGCCUCCCCACCAACAAAACACCUGAUCCGCGCCAUUGGAUCGUCCAGCAUCGAUAAGGGCGCGAACUUCGCCUCGUCUCAUUGCCCAGGGGAAAAGCCAGCUGUCUACGCAUCUUACGCAGGGGUGUACAGCGAUCCCGAGGUAGAUGUUGUGUAUAUUGGGACGCCCCAUGUUUUCCAUUUACAGAAUGCAUUGGAUGCUAUUGCGGCUGGGAAACAUGUGUUGUGUGAGAAACCAAUGACGAUGAACGCGCGGGAUACGCAGGUCUUGGUUGAGGCUGCGAGAAAGAAAGGCGUAUAUCUCAUGGAAGGAGUCUGGACGCGCUUCAAUCCGCUUGUGGCUGCUCUGCAAAAGCUGCUCCAUGAAGACCAGGUCUUGGGAUCUCUAGGCCGUGUCUUCGUCGACUUCGCCUUGGACAUGCCCUUCUCGAGCCUCCCCGCCAAUGCACGUACAGCGGAUCCGGCGCUUGGUGCAGGCGUGCUGCUUGAUAUUGGAAUCUAUACCCUCACGUGGGCGACUUUGAUUCUAGACUCCCAUCCGCAGCACAUUGCAGCUGGAUCCCCGAGCCCGGAGAUGACUAGUAGCAUGACGAUCAAGAAUGGCGUGGACGAGACGAGUACCGUGAUUUUGAAUUACAAGGAUGUGGGAUGUCAGGCGAUCCUCACUAGCACGAAUCGGUUCCAGGGAGCGACGGAGUUCUGCCGUAUUGAGGGAGAGAAGGGAUCUAUUUCUAUCGGGGGGAGAGCGGCUAGUAACCCGGCGUUCUUGGUUGUGAGAUUGAAGGGCCAGGAUGAGAAGAGGAUAGACUUUCCGAAAGAAGGGGUGGCGAAGGGGUUUUAUUUUGAAGCAGACGCUAUAGCUGAGGAUUUGAGAAGUGGAAGGAAGGAGAGUCUGGUUAUACCUUUGAAAGAGUCGAUUAGGAUGAUGAGUGUUAUGGAUAGUAUUAGAAAGACAAAUGGUUUGAGGUAUCCGCAAGAUGACUGA